Molecule: messenger RNA, 3839 nt
Organism: Neocloeon triangulifer
Lineage: Eukaryota; Metazoa; Arthropoda; Insecta; Ephemeroptera; Baetidae
Gene: Remo
Product: adhesion G protein-coupled receptor A2
Exons: 14
Coding region: 156-3635 (1159 amino acids)
Biological process (GO): cell surface receptor signaling pathway; G protein-coupled receptor signaling pathway
Cellular component (GO): plasma membrane
Molecular function (GO): G protein-coupled receptor activity; protein binding
Source: RefSeq, a predicted model, not a curated record
CUGAAAGGAGGGUGGGAUUUCAAGAUGGUGUGGUAAAUAAUGUAGCUUGCUUUCGACUUCUUAAAAAAAUUCUAGCAAGUAGAAGUCUUUAAAGUAAAAAUAUUAGUGCAGUUAUUAGGCACGACGAGGUCAAUAAUGCAGAAUCCUGACCUAAAAUGAUGAGGGCUUUGCUGCUGUUGGGUCUCUUUGUGGCCCACGCCUGGGCCCAGGAAGUAACGCCAUGUCCAUCCACCUGCCGAUGCCAGCUAAACACCCGACCCAAUAACAAAACUGUUAGCUCUGCAAAUGUCAGACAGCAAAGUGCAGUCAAAGUUCGAUGCGGUGAACCGGGAUUGGGAAAGGUUUCUGCGAUCAGUGAACUGGACCCGUCACUUUUUCCUAAGAACGUCACUCAUCUUGACCUCUCAAGUAAUUUGUUGACUGAAAUAUCAAAGGCAGCGUUUGCACAUUUACCUCAGCUACAAAAAUUGGAUUUGAAAGACAACUUGAUCAGAUAUUUGGCGCAAGAGGCAUUUUCAAACUUAACAAAUUUAAGGAGACUCGACUUGUCCGGCAACAAGUUAUCCAGGAUCAGUGGUCCUGUGUUCUUAGGUCUGGAGCGUUUGAACUCUUUAAAAAUUAGCCGCAAUGAAUUGACGAGCAUUGCAGAGGGCACAUUUGACGACCUCAUAGCAUUGAAGUCACUGGAUUUAAGUUCUAAUCCACUGAUAUGCGACUGUCACUUGGCUUGGCUUGUGGACUGGCUGGGCAAUGAGUCUGUGAGUGUUGCUUCAGGGUCGGCGUGUCUUUCUCCACCUCACCUGAAAGGCCAUGAGUUAGCCGGGCUUUCAGGACUUGUUUGUCGACCACCUUCCCAGGUGAGCCUAGAGAUACUGCCAGACACAGACCAGCUUGUCUUCCAGGGAGACUCGUUGCGCCUCUCUUGCCUGCUGGUCGGGCCCUCUAAAGAGGCACAGGUGUCCUGGACAUGGCGCGGACAGCAGCUGACCGACAUCCGCCCCACCACCCACUUUUUGCCACACCAAGCAAUGACCGUCAGCUCCCUUUCCAUCUCCGAGCUGCGGCCCAUCCACUCAGGGCCAUGGCGCUGCUUCUGGGGCAACCUAAGCCAGGCGCUUCGGCUCACCGUCCUCACCCCUGAGUCAACGGUGUGCAACGCAACCGUGUCUGAGGACCCAAGAGGUCGGUACAGCUGGCCGGCCACUCUUUCUGGAGAAGUUGCCGUGGUGCCCUGUCCGGCCCUUUUGGGUGCCCGAGCAGCUCGAGCCUGCCUCGACGGAGGACGCUGGGGCCCCUGGGACUCUGGACCCUGUCCUUACUUGAGCAACAUCACCAGGGCGCUUCAGCAGUUUGCCCAGUUGAGUCCUUCGAGACCCAAAGAAGCAGCCGACGCCCUUUCCAGGCUGCUCAGGUUCACAGGAGAUGUCGGGGCUCUGAGCUCAUCAAGAGACAUCGUCUACCUGGCGAGGACUUUAACGAACCACCUCAGUGCUCUGGACCCAACGACCGCCCCCUUAGUUUUGAGCACUGUGGCUGGAGCAGUCAAGCUGCCCAAUGACCUUCUGCAGGAGGCAGAAAUUGAGGAUAAAUCUUGUACAAAAAUGGUAGAGGCGUCGGAAGCUGUUGCCGAACUAAGUGCCGUAUCAUUAGAUGCGAUAGCCGUUCAGUCUUUCCGAGUGAACAGAGACACUUUUAAAGGACUGUGGUGUGCCUGGUAUGAAGAAAAAGGAGGGAAGAGGCAUCUUGACUGUGGUUCAGAGCACCACACUAUGGAAAAGGAGGUUAUUGCUGCCAUUGAGGUGCCAGCAUCACUCUUUCUCCACAUGCCAAAAAGCAAUCGGCUGUCAGCAACGCUGAUGGUGGUUGUUAUGGAAAGUGCCAGCCUAUUCCCAGACAACAGUACUAUAAAUUCUCCAGUAAUCGGAUGUAAAUUAAUUGGAGAAUCUUUGACGGAGCCUCUUGAUUCAACUCCAGUGUGGGUCACAGCCAAAGCUCCACUCGAGUCCAUGCCUGUAGCCUGGGUGAACGGCCGGUGGAAUGAGGUUGGCUGUGCUGUUGGCCGCCUGCUUGGCCCUUUGGUGCUUUUCCACUGCAACUCAUUAGGAUACUUUGGCCUCCGUCACGAAGCCAUUCCUGCCCUUCCAACGUUGCCACCUCCCCUUCCCUCCCGCCUAUCCCCAGCAGCAGCUUAUGCUGCCUGUCUUGUGCUAGGCACUUGCCUUCUCGUGGCCGUUGUCACCUACGUUGCGUCACCCCUAUCAAUGCCAGCCUCCACCAGGCACUCGCUGGCCAACACGUGGUUGGCCAUCGUUUUGCUUUCUGUGGUUUUCAGCUGCGGCGUCCACUUGACCGGAGACGCUAUCGUCUGUCACUCGGUAGGACUUUUGCUACAUUAUCUAACCAUGAGUUGCCUCCUCUGGAUGACUGUAACUAUCAGUGAUCUUCAUAGCAGACUCACUGCCCAUGAGAAAAUUAUUGACGAAGACGAAGAAGAAGAUACCAUUCCCUCUGGACCCAAACCUCUCCUAGGGUUGUACCUGGUAGGGUGGGGCGUGGGCCUCAUCAUAUGUGGAAUUUCUGGUGCUGUCCAUCGAUACACAACCCCGUAUUAUUGCUUCCUACCGCCCUCAUCUGCCGUAACGGCUGCCUUGGUGCCCGGCCUAAUCGUGCUAAUGGUCUUUGGCCUGACCUGGAUUAUGGCCCAUUUUGCAGUUCAGCGAAGGGCCAACGACCCACCUCCUUCUGCCUCUUCUGCGUCCCUUGACCAAGAACGCACUCCAAGGUCGCAGCUUUUGGCCCACUUGGCCAUUUUAUUACUAUUUUUAGCAGCUUGGGGAACUGCCGCUGCUUCCAUAGUGGUCAUUUCCCCAUUUUCGACUAUUCUCUCUUGCGUCCAUGUGGCUGUUUGCACAGCCCUGGGCACCACGGUUCUACUAUAUUUUUGUGCUGGCCGAGGAGAUGUUGCGGCUGAGUGGAAAGCUUUUGCUGACCCUAGGCAGUGGAUAGUGCCUACUUCAGAACAUUGCCAUGGUCAAACAGUUGCUGACAUGGAAAUGGUGACUGAGCAAAUAACAAUGACAAUGACAGAUCAAACCACUAUGACGAUUAUUGAGAAAAAUGAAGUUCAAACUGAAGAAGAGCCUGAAGAUGAAGCUGAACUGCUUCGAAAGAUUGCAAGCUUGCGCUCUGUAGUUCUCCCACCGCCUGCAACCACCGUUGUGUCUGAGGACACCUUUUACGAUCCAAGACAGCUUGGAGUGGCCAGAAAAUUCUUUAGAAGGCAGCGAUUGCGUCAAAAUUCAGACGCUGAGAGUCUGUUUAGUGGCGGCUCCAAAGUUAACAACACAAAUAUUCACCCACCGAAGCUGAAUAACAGAAUCAAUCUCCAUCCGAACAUGAUGAAUGUGGAGCUGUCGGUUCAUAAAAACUUUUUUGAGCCUCCAAGAGCUCAUUCACCAAUGAGCAGCAUAUCUGAAGCUCGACAUCAGAAGAGCAGGUACUUAUCAAGAGCGCAUAGUGCGGAUAACUUGGAACAGGAGAAACGCCGCCGACACAGAACAAGAAGGAAACGGCGACGAAAAACUGAAGAACUGGGAAACGAGUCAGACACCAGCAAACAAGAAACUUGCGUCUGACUAUAAUUCAUGAACAAUUUUCCCUUCUUAGUCAAGACUGCUUUUAUUUAUGUACUAUAUUAUUUGAUUUUACAAAUCCAUGGAAACAAAUAUUGUCAUAUUGAAUUACCUCUGUUUAUUAUCAUAGGAUAUUAUGAAUGCAUUUGUAUUGACCUAUUGACUUUAUUUUAAUAAAAAUAACAAUUUAAAUGAAAAAUUUAUCUG